Molecule: messenger RNA, 1194 nt
Organism: Daphnia pulex (common water flea)
Lineage: Eukaryota; Metazoa; Arthropoda; Branchiopoda; Diplostraca; Daphniidae
Product: annexin A4-like
Exons: 8
Coding region: 87-1082 (331 amino acids)
Cellular component (GO): cytoplasm
Molecular function (GO): calcium-dependent phospholipid binding; calcium ion binding
Source: RefSeq, a predicted model, not a curated record
UAAAUUUGCCGUCAAUAUCAGCCAACGCACUACAGCAAGCGUGAAGCAAGCAACGUUUAGAAGGUCCUCUACUCAUUUUUUUAAAGAUGAGGUUUCUACUAAUUUUCACAAUUUUAUCAGCUGGCUCUAUUGCUUCAGGACAAGAUAUACCGACUUUGUUACCGGUUGAUCCCUUCGAUCCAAAUAAUGACGCCGCUAGACUAUUUGAUGCUAUGGACGGAUUGGGAACGAAAGAAGAUAAAAUCAUCAGUGUUCUUUGUUAUCGAACUGCCUUCCAACGAGAUAUUAUCACGACAACAUACAACAAUCAACACGGGAGCUUGGUCGCAGAUUUAGAGGAGGACUUGUCUGGAAACUUUUUAAUUCUCUCCACUAUGCUAACUCAUAGCAUGACAAAAUUCCUAUCCAUUGAACUCCACGAAACAAUGGCUCGACCAGGGACAGAAGAAGAUUCAUUAACUGAAAUAUUAGUGAGUAGAACCAAUCAAGAACUGUCAGAAAUUGACACCUUCUUCUCUGCUUAUUACGGACACACACUAAUAUCUGAGAUUGAGUCAGACACUGUUGCUCCUUACCAGACACUUUUGCUUGAGAUGGCAAUGGGACACAGAGACGAAAGCAAUGUGGUCGAUCAAACUUUAGUCCAAAGCGAUGUUAUCAGUUUGUACGAAGGAGGCCCAGCUAUGGAAGGAACACUUGAGAGCACUUACAUCAUCAUCUUUUCCAAUCGCAAUUUCGUUCACUUGAAUGAAGUUGCAAACCUUUACGAGGCUACGUACGGAACACCGCUCAGUGAUGUAGUCACCACAGAGUUUGCGAACGAAAUGGGAAGUGCCCUUGCAUCCAUUCUGCAAUAUAGUCGCGAUAAAGCGGUUUACUUUUCUUCACGUUUUUACACGACUAUCGCUGGAGCUGGCACUGCUGAUCGCGACUUGAUGCGUUUAACUAUCAGUCGUUGCGAGACUGAUCUUGGGAACAUUAAGAUUGCAUAUCAGUCACUCUACGGAAUGUCACUGAAUACUGCUGUCACGGACGAUACUUCCGGAUCCUAUCAAUUGGCUUUACUGGCCCUCAUUGAUUGAAUAUUAUGAACUACCCGUUUCUGAUCAUUAGCCGUUGAGUAGAAUUUGCAUUGGAUAAUCCUAUAUUCUGGCUAGAAAUAUGUAUAAACAUACAAAAUCAAUAAAUAUUUCU